GUUGGCGGGGCCUUGGGGAGCGGCGGCGGAGGCCUCCUUCACAGUGACCCCGCGGCCUCCGACCCCCGGCCGGUCCUUGCGUCCCCCCAUGGCCGGGUGGAGCCGCCGGGCGGUGCUGAGCCUCUACCGGAGCCUGCUGCGGCGGGCCGGCGGGCUGCGCUACACCGACCGGGACUUCUACCGGGCCUCCGUCCAAAGGCAGUUCCGCCUGCACCAGCGGCUGCGGGAGCCCGAAGCCCAAGCCCGCCUGCUCCGACAGGGACGGGCCUUCCUCCGCUCCGGCCUCGGCGGCCUCCUCUAGGCCUCCCGGCCCCGGGGGACCCCCCCCCCCCCACCAAGAGGGGGCCACCACCCCGAGGACCACGAGGAGGAGGAAGGACCGCCACCCCAGAUGCACUAAGGCCGAGUUACCUGCCGCUCCACAUUUUGCAGCUGGGGAAACCGACACACCGGAGGUGGCCCAGGGGUUCCGGAGCGGCAACUGAGGACAGGUAUAGCCUGGGGGAUGGACAAGAAAUUAAUUGGAGAAGGCCUCCUGGAGGAGGGGAGCCAUGGCGGGCGCAGGCGAGCGCAAAGGCAAGAAAGAUGACAACGGCAUCGGCACCGCCAUCGAUUUUGUCCUGUCCAACGCCCGGCUGGUGCUCGGGGUGGGUGGCGCUGCCAUGCUGGGCAUCGCCACCUUGGCGGUCAAGAGGAUGUACGAUCGGGCAAUCAGCGCCCCCAGCAGCCCCACCCGCCUCAGCCACGCAGGAAAGAGGAGCUGGGAGGAGCCCAGCUGGAUGGGCUCGUCGCGACUGCUCAACCAGGAUAUGAAGACCAGCGUGAGCCGGUCCCUGCAGACCCUUCCCACUGACCCCUCGGCUUUUGACUCGGAUGGGUUCUGCCCCCCGAGGCCAAAGCCGUCGGCCAAGAGGAGCCAGGUGGACCUGAAGAAGGCCCGACUGCGCCUGUCCCUGCAAGAGAAGCUGUUGAACUACUACCGCAAGCGAGUGGCCAUCCCCGCCGGCGAGCAGACCCGGGCCAAGCAGGCGGCCGUGGACAUCUGUGCGGAGCUGCGGAGCUUCUUGCGGGCCAAGCUGCCGGACAUGCCGCUCAGGGACAUGUACCUCAGCGGCAGCCUCUACGACGACCUGCAGGUGGUGACGGCGGACCACAUCCAACUGAUGGUGCCCCUGGUGCUGGAGCAGAACCUGUGGUCCUGCAUCCCCGGCGAGGACACCAUCAUGAACGUGCCCGGCUUCUUCCUGGUGCGCCGAGAGAACCCGGAGUACUUCCCGCGCGGGAGCAGCUACUGGGACCGCUGCGCCGUCGGGGGCUACCUGUCCCCCAAGAUGGUGGCGGACACCUUCGAGAAGGUGGUGGCGGGCUCCAUCAACUGGCCGGCCAUCGGGUCCCUGCUGGACUACGUGAUCCGGCCCGCCCCGCCCCCGGCCGCCCUGACGCUGGAGGUGCAGUACGAGCCCGCCCGGCGCCUGCUCAUCGACUUCCUGCCGUCCGUGACCCUGGGCGACGUGGUCCUGGUGGCCCGCCCUCACCGGCUGGCCCGGCACGACACCCUGUGGCGGCUGAGCCUGCGGCCGGCCGAGACGGCCCGCCUCCGGGCCCUGGACCAGGGCGACGCCGGCUGCCGCUCCCUGUGCCUCAAGAUCCUCAAGGCCAUCUGCAAGUCCACGCCGGCCCUGGGCCGCCUCACCGCCAGCCAGCUGACCAACGUCAUCCUGCACCUGGCCCGGGACGAGCCCGACUGGACGCAGGAAGCCCUGGCCGACCGCUUCCUGCAGGCCCUGAGGGCGCUCAUCGGCUACCUGGAGGCGGGGGUGCUGCCCAGCGCCCUGAACCCCAAGGUGAACCUGUUUUCGGAGCUCACCCCCGAAGAGAUAGACGAGCUGGGGUACACCCUGUACUGCUCGCUCUCGGAGCCGGAGGCGCUGCUGCAGACGUAGCGGGCCCGAGGCGCCGGCGGGCGGGCGGG
Ornithorhynchus anatinus (platypus) is the source of this 1972-nucleotide messenger RNA. It is a transcript of the gene MIEF1, whose product is annotated as mitochondrial elongation factor 1. Gene Ontology annotation, cellular component: mitochondrial outer membrane. The coding region runs from base 552 to 1943 and encodes 463 amino acids. The record is from RefSeq and is a predicted model, not a curated record. Lineage: Eukaryota; Metazoa; Chordata; Mammalia; Monotremata; Ornithorhynchidae. Gene Ontology annotation, biological process: positive regulation of mitochondrial fission; mitochondrion organization. The transcript is spliced from 7 exons.